UAUGUCGAUAAUCAUAUAACUUUGUCUCUGUGCCUGUCGGGAUCAUACAUAACAAAUCUUUUCUUAUAAAAAAAAACUUCUAAGCACUUAUUAUAACCCGUAAAUUUCCGGUGAACAAAACCACGGCGGCCGGCGGUUGAGAAAACAAUUACAAAUGAAACCAUCAUCAGAAACCAAACUAGAAUCAAUGACAAAAACAUGUAACGAUACAAAAAUGAAAAAUAAUAAUAAUAAAAAAGAAACAACAGGAAAACAAAGAAAGAUGUUGUUAGGAUUAGGGUUUUGGAUACAAGGAUUUAGAUGUUUUCCAUGGACGGCUGUGAUCUUCUUUUUAAAAGACGGUUUACGUGUCGAUCCAUCAACUAUGCAAAUUCUGCAGAAUUCUGCAAAUCUGCCCAUGGUUGCCAAACCGUUUUAUGGACUUAUGUCUGAUAGUUUUUAUUUCUUUGGACAGCAUCGGAUUCCGUAUAUCGCCUUUGGAGCUAUGUUACAAGCUAUAUCAUGGUUUGCCAUUGCAUCUUUACCCUCUUCGACCAUUUCGUUUUUCACAAUAACCAUGUAUCUCCUCGUUGGAAACCUUGGGGCUUCAGUAGUUGAGGUUGCAAAUGAUGCUCUUGUUGCAGAAUGUGGAAAACAGCCUAAUAACAGUUCAGAUCUCGCAUCCUUUACAUGGGUGGCUGGAUCUAUUGGCGGUGUUCUGGGAAACCUGCUAGGUGGUGUUUCUAUUGAUCGAUUUUCUCCAAGAGCGAUGUUUUUGUUCUUUGGAAUCCUGCUGGUUGUUCAGUUCUUUAUCACCAUAUCUGUAAGUGAGAAAUCCCUCGACUUACCAAAGAACACCUCUACACAUGGGAUCAGAAGCCAGCUUUCAGACCUUUUGACAGUACUAAGAAAACCUAAGAUUUAUCAGCCAAUCUUAUGGUUUGCAGCUUCGUUUGCCAUAAUUCCAGCCUUGACCGGCACCAUGUUCUACUAUCAAACACAACAUCUAAAGAUUGAAUCAUCAGUUCUAGGGAUAUCAAAGGUGUUUGGUCAGGUAGCUAUGUUGUUAUGGGGUGUUGUAUAUAAUCAACGUUUAAAGUCUGUUCCUCCACGAAAACUGAUUUCUAUUAUUCAAGGGACAAUGGCUGUUCUAAUGGUAUCAGAUGCUUUAUUUGUGAGUGGGUUUUAUCGAACAAUGGGUAUACCAGACUCAAUGUACAUUGUGCUUAUUUCUGGAUUUCUUGAAGUCCUAUAUUUCUUCAAGAUUCUACCUUUUAGUAUUCUAAUGGCAAAGUUAUGCCCACCGGGUUGUGAAGGAUCUUUAAUGGCGUUUGUCAUGUCUUCUAUCGCAUUGGCGUUUAUUGUAAGUGGAUACCUAGGUGUUGCACUUGCCUCAUAUGUUGAGGUCACAGACAACAAUUUCUCUGGUUUUCAGAAAGGGCUUCUAAUACAGGCAGUAUGCACUGUUCUGCCUCUUUUUUGGUCUUCAUAUAUCCCAGAGGCCCCAAAAAUCGAAAAAGAGAAGAAAAAAGAGUAGAGAAGUAGACUCGGUGCUCAAAUGAGGGGAAUGGAAGUUUAUCUCCUGGAAGUUCAUUGAUCAAAGCCCAUUUGUUCCUUGUGUGCAUAUAUAUCUAGAGAUGGUGUACUUAAGUUUAUCACAUGGCUCUCAGCCUUUCUGGAGGUAAAGCUUGAGGGUCCUACUGACAUCUAUCUAUAGAGACAUCUUGUUUAUGUGUACAUAGAAAACACAAGAUACACAAGCAGCCCGGGCCUGAUAUUCUGGUUUGGAACAUGGUGGCCUUACUAUGGGCGAGUUGUAGACAACCUAGCCUGAGGAUUUGUUUCUAGAGUGCACCUGUUAUACAUAUUUAUUUACAUCUACACAUCAUUAUUUCUCUGUUUUCACAACGAUUUUGUCUUUAAUUAUAUUUAUUUACAGUAAUUGUUUGACGAUAUAUUAUUACAUAUGGUUUUUAGGUUUGUUUUUAAUCA
Messenger RNA from Erigeron canadensis, 1971 nucleotides. RefSeq names its product probable folate-biopterin transporter 7. The transcript is spliced from 2 exons. The record is from RefSeq and is a predicted model, not a curated record. Gene Ontology annotation, cellular component: membrane. Lineage: Eukaryota; Viridiplantae; Streptophyta; Magnoliopsida; Asterales; Asteraceae. Bases 155 to 1516 code for a protein of 453 amino acids.